UGAGAGGUGUGUUCGCAGCAAUUAGUGUUGUUAAAGUCGCUUCGAAACAAUUAAAUAGUAAUUUUUUUAAUUCACUUUUCAAAGCCCUUCAAGUUAAACGAUUUCACCAAAUAUUAUGUUAAUUCAUGUUCGUUGGGUUUUAGCUGUAUUAGUCAGGUUGCCAGCUACUACAAUUUUGAACUAAAUCUGAACAGGGGACCCCAUCCACACAGAUCAGUGGAUGGUAUAGUUGCUAGCUGUCUAACUGGUGCUCUGUUGGGAGGAAGUGAUGCAGGGAAAAUCCACUCAAUGACUAAAGGGGAAACACAAAGAAACUAUAAGCCUUUCGUACUGGUUCAUCCGACUUUUUUUUAGUAGUCAAUUUAAAGUAAAGACAGUCGUCUAGGGCGGUUGUUUGCAAACCAGGUGCGUUCUUAUCAGGCAAAAGCCAACUUAAACGCUCGUUUUUGUUUAUGGUGCUGACUAGCUUCCUACUAGCAUUAGCUUGGCUGGCUAGCAUUUAGCUAAGUGGGGCUGAUUGUGUCGUUGUGUCCUAAGUUCGCUAUUUGUUUUACUGAUGUUAUUGGAGUGAUGUACGUGAUUUUCUCGACAAUCAACUAUUUUUAAGAGCAUUACCGAUGUUAAGGUCACCACGAUGGAGCAGAAAAAGAUGACACCUUCAUCUAGAGUGAUAAAGGCAUUCUGAGGAAGUGUCUGGCCCAAGGGCAUGUUGAGACGUCUCACCAGGCCAGAGCAGAGGCGUCUUGGUGGGGCAGACGGGGCCUGAAGGAGGGGAGGACAGACCGAGAGGACCAGAGAGAGAGACAUGGGCCAGUGCGUCACCAAGUGUAAGAACCCAUCGUCCUCGCUUGGCAGCAAGAGUGGCGACAAGGAGCAGGGGUCCAAGUCCCACCACAAGAAAGGCGGCGGGGGAGGAGGGCACAAAGAGGAGCCUGGCACUGUGUGCAGAAAGACCUCCAGUGAGCACAUGUUCAACGGCACCAAGACCGCCAUGGAGGUUACCGUGGAGACCACGGUGAUCCCUGCGUCAGCCAUGCUGGGGGACCUGAGGAAGGAGGACCGCUUGGUGGCGGAUAGGGAGGGGCCGUCCUUGCUGCGCAUCGAGGAGCUCUUCUGCUGCUACAAGGACCCGCAUGAGGAUGCCAUCUUGGAGGAGGGCAUGGAGGGGUUCUGCAACGACCUGUGCGUGGACCCCGCCGAGUUCCGCGUGCUGGUCCUCGCCUGGAAGUUCCAGGCGGCCACCAUGUGCAAGUUUACAAGGAAGGAGUUUGUGGAUGGAUGCAGGGCGAUCCAGGCGGACAGUCUGGAGGGCAUCUGCUCCCGGUUCUCCUGCAUGCUGCUGGAGGCACAGGGCGAGGAGAGCUUCAAGGACCUGUACCGCUUCACCUUCCAGUUCGGCCUUGAUGCCGAGGAGGGCCAGCGCUCUCUUCAGCGCGACAUCGCCAUUGCUCUGUGGCGCCUGGUCUUCACGCAGGACACGCCGGCUAUCCUUGAGCACUGGCUGGACUUCCUUGGCGAGAACCCGUCGGGCGUGCGGGGCAUCUCGCGGGACACCUGGAACAUGUUCCUCAACUUCACACAGGCCAUCGGGCCGGACCUGAGCAACUACAGCGAGGACGAGGCCUGGCCCAGCCUCUUCGACACCUUCGUGGAGUGGGAGAUGGAGCGCAGGAAAAAGGAGGCACAGGAGGAGCAGUUGAAGAGGGCAGAGGAGGAGGAGAGGGGAUGCACUGAGACCGAGGGCUCUCCCUCCAGCACAGACGGACUUGAAACAGAGAGCGGAUGGGGCUCACAGACCUGGGUGGGCCACUGACUAUGGAAUUCUGGGAAGGGAGGAAGGUCAGGGUUGGUGGGUUCUGACCUAUAAGUGAACUGUACAUCUGUGAAUCAUUGGAUGACAAAUUAGUAUUAACAUUACCAUUAUUCCUCUCGCUCCUUUUCUGUUGCGGUGGGACAGGGUUUCCUUGCACCCUGCUUUAUUUCUGGUUAUUGAAAGGGCUCUAAGAACUGUAUUGUUUUUAAGCACUUCUAUUUAAGUUAUUUGUUUUAUUUGUCUUUAAUGUGUUUGUUUUUUAAACAAUUUGGACAUGUGGUCCAUUUUAAUCUUUCCCAACUCACAAAGAAAGCUCAGUAUAUAGGGUUGCUUUAAAAACCAGGUGCCAGAAAGCCAUACCAGUUCCCAAGUCUCAUUGACCUGGAAACACUGGUGACUGGACCUCUCACCCAAAGACGUAGGCUUAUUAAAUCCUCAUAUUGCAUUAAGAAGAAGGGAAAUUGGGACAAUCUAUUUGUCCUCAAAUAACUCCUUAUUACCAGAGACUGAGCUUUAUCUUUAUGGGGUCAGUGAAAUCAACUUGAUUGAAAUUGUUUUAUUUUGGAACAACAUUUGAGUGUGGAUGAAUUGGCUUUCAUUUUUGACAUGUGGACUAUAUAAAGGGUUAUAUUCUUGGCUUAUCUAUUGCCUGUAGUUGUGAUGGCCAACCAAGAUUUGUUCAAGACGUGGUCGUACUCGAGUAUGCAUAAUGUCCUAAAGUAAAAAUUGAAGUGAAGCGACGGUGAAAAUACCUUGUUACUAUUUUUCUUCUAUUUAUCUAAAUUAAACAUUUGUUGAAGCUAUAUUCCUAUAAGUCCUUCUAAAUAUCAAGUUGAUUUCUUUGAAAAUAAUCACACCCUUUUUUUCCUCUCUCUUCUGCAGUGUAAUUUAUGAAAAGGUUGUUGAGUGCUUUAGACCGUGGUAGUGUCUUUAGCUUAUUCUAAUUACCAGGGCUUGGUUCCAUUUUGGUCCAUAGCCCCUGUCCCUUUAGUGUUCACAGAUUCCAAAGGACUGAACACAUGUAAGCAAUAUGGUAUUGGCCACCAAGCCGUUCAAUGGACUGUGGACUUCUACCUGAAGUUAUAGCUUGCACAUAUGUAGUUAAUUCAGAUCUGUGAACAGGACAGAAGGUGACUGUACCUGGGCUACAUUCAGGGCUGUUGUGUUAGGUCAUUACAAAGCUUUUGUCCUUCCAUGGAGGGCAGAGUAUCUACGGGUUUUCGCUACUCUCUUGUACUUGAUUGAAUCAAGGUCCCAAAUUAGUAAAGAACAACCCUCACCUGGUUGUCUGGUUUUUCCUUUCAAUUAAGACCUAAAAACCCACAUACACUAGGCCCUCCAUGGAAUGGGUUUGACACCCUUGCUUUAGGGACUCUGUAGUUAGUUAGAAUAAGCUAAGACCUUACCAAGUUUGCAACAAUCUUACAACAUUGGACAGCUAUUCACUCUAAUCUUGUGGGCAUGUCAAGAAUGUGUGUCGGCUGCUAGUGACUGUUGUGUUAAGUGCACAAAACACAAUGGCCCUCCUAGUCACCAUGCUUGUAAUGCUCUCAUUCAUGCCUGCAGCUUCUAGACCAUUCACAACUGUUGAAUUAUAAUGAAACAGAGCCCAGGCCUUUUGGUGACAGUGGAUCAUUGUUAACCAGGUGCAUGGCUCAUUGAGUGUCUGCAACUGAGUCCAGUGUGGUCAGGGGGUGCCCUUGUGAGGUUUAUGUUUUCCUUUGCCCUUUUUAUAUAAGAUGCAUUGAUUUAUAAUGAAUAAAACCAUGUUCCAACUUUUGACAGUGGACCACGAAAUACA
Messenger RNA from Oncorhynchus kisutch (coho salmon), 3614 nucleotides. RefSeq names its product DCN1-like protein 3. The record is from RefSeq and is a predicted model, not a curated record. Gene Ontology annotation, molecular function: cullin family protein binding; ubiquitin conjugating enzyme binding; ubiquitin-like protein binding. Gene Ontology annotation, biological process: protein neddylation. NCBI's taxonomy places the organism in Eukaryota, Metazoa, Chordata, Actinopteri, Salmoniformes, Salmonidae. The coding region runs from base 806 to 1813 and encodes 335 amino acids. Gene Ontology annotation, cellular component: ubiquitin ligase complex. The transcript has 4 exons.